Ziziphus jujuba (common jujube) is the source of this 2185-nucleotide messenger RNA. RefSeq names its product internal alternative NAD(P)H-ubiquinone oxidoreductase A1, mitochondrial. NCBI's taxonomy places the organism in Eukaryota, Viridiplantae, Streptophyta, Magnoliopsida, Rosales, Rhamnaceae. The record is from RefSeq and is a predicted model, not a curated record. Gene Ontology annotation, molecular function: NADH dehydrogenase activity. The transcript is spliced from 9 exons. The coding region runs from base 330 to 1838 and encodes 502 amino acids.
UGUGUGUCGACUUUUAGCAGCAGAUCUAGUCGCAUGAAAAAUUUCGAAACGUAUGGUUUUCGGAAACGAAAAGUAAUCGAGGGGAAAUGCUUAAGCAGACGCCAAAUGUAGCUCGUAGAAUCUGCCACGCAAGAAAGGCCACCGGUUCCUGGCUGUUGACUCACCCCCGAUUCCUCGCCGAGUCAGCAAAUCUCUCAUCGCAUCCCAAAAUUCGGGAGCUUUCUUCUUCUUCUUCUUCGAUGCCUUAGAACACUGUAUUAUUCACUCUGCAACAAAAAAACCCAUUUCAGAAAAACGUAUAUAUAUAUAUAUAUAUAUAUGGUAUAAUUAUGGCUUGGUUCAGGAACCUAAUCCAAGUCUCAGCCACCACAAAACCAUUCAUCAAACCCAGAAACAAGAAAAACCCAUUUCCUUUUCCUAUAACCCAGCUCUUUGGGCUCGCACCCUUCAGCUCCGAGGCCAUUAAUGAGGCUCCACAGGUUAACGAGUGCUCGAAUUUGGGACCCACAAAACCCGGUGAAAAGCCGAGGGUGGUGGUGUUGGGAACUGGGUGGGCUGGGUCUCGGCUCAUGAAAGGAUUGGACCCAAAAAUCUAUGAUAUUGUCUGCGUGUCGCCUCGGAACCACAUGGUCUUCACGCCAUUGUUGGCAUCCACAUGUGUCGGGACGCUCGAGUUCAGGUCGGUGGCUGAACCCGUUGGGAGGAUCCAACCCGCUAUCUCUAAGGAACCCGGGUCUUACUUCUUCCUCUCUAAAUGUACUUCCAUUGAUACUGAUGACCAUGUGGUGCAAUGUGAGACUAUUACUGAUGGAGUAAGAACCUUGGAUCCGUGGAAAUUCAAAAUAUCAUAUGACAAGUUGGUAAUUGCCUUGGGAGCAGAGGCUUUAACUUUUGGAAUCCAUGGUGUAAAAGACAAUGCAAUUUUUCUUCGCGAGGUCCACCAUGCCCAGGAAAUUCGUAGGAAGUUGCUUCUAAAUUUAAUGCUGUCAGAUGUCCCUGGAAUUUCAGAAGAAGAGAAAAGUCGACUCCUGCAUUGCGUUGUUGUAGGAGGUGGUCCUACAGGAGUUGAGUUCAGUGGUGAACUUAGUGAUUUUAUCAUGAAGGAUGUUCGUCUAAGAUAUGCACAUGUAAAAGAUUAUAUCCAUGUUACCUUGAUUGAGGCAAACGAAAUAUUGUCUUCUUUUGAUGUUCGCCUUCGGCGCUAUGCUACCAAUCAGUUGACAAAGUCAGGAGUUCGUCUUGUCCGCGGGACUGUCAAGGAUGUCAAAGCUCAGAAGAUAAUUCUUAAUGAUGGCACAGAGGUUCCUUAUGGGCUAUUGGUGUGGUCUACUGGUGUUGGUCCAUCAACUUUUGUAAAGUCCCUUGAACUUCCUAAAGCUCCAGCUGGAAGGAUUGGUAUAGAUGAGUGGCUGCGUGUUCCUUCUGUACAAGAUGUAUAUGCAAUUGGUGAUUGCAGUGGCUUUCUUGAAAGUACUGGAAAACAAGUUCUUCCAGCUUUGGCCCAGGUUGCAGAACGUCAAGGAAAAUAUCUAGCAGAGCUAUUGAACAAAAUCGGUACAACUGGUGGAGGUCAUGCAAACUGUGCACAAGAUAUAGAUUAUGGGAAUCCAUUUGAAUACAGGCAUUUGGGAAGCAUGGCAAGCGUUGGCAGUUAUAAGGCUCUUGUGGACCUCAGACAAAGCAAGGAGGGAAAAGGUUUAUCUCUUGCUGGCUUCUUCAGUUGGUUCAUUUGGCGCUCUGCAUAUCUGACUCGUGUCGUAAGCUGGAGGAAUAGAUUCUAUGUUGCAAUAAACUGGGCUACAACUUUUGUGUUUGGCCGUGAUAUCAGCAGAAUAUAGAGUCGAAGAAGAAGGGCACCAUUCUUUUUGGAUUUUCCUUGCAGGAUCUGUUAAAGUAACCAAGUAUGCACAUUGUCCUCGUCACAGUGUGGAUUGCAGCCACUGAAUUGAGUAACAAUGACACCAAAUGAUUUAAGUUUAUACGCUUUCUAAUAAUGAAAAAAAAAAAAAAAAGUAUUUUUAUUUUAUUCUCCCCCACGCUUUUUCUGUUAUUCCUUCUAUAAUCUCAACUUUUUACACUUUUUUCUGUACAUGAAGUUCUACCAAGUAUUUAUUCAAUUUGUAACAUGUAGUUGCUGUCAUAUAAAGGCUGAUUUUUUGGAAGUUAAUAAAUUAUGUCUUUUUUA